AUGAAGAACUACAUAACUUGCCUGCUCAUUUUGGCACUUAUUUAGCUUUCCUAUUAAUAUUGCCACUAUUCUUCUGAUCCUUAUAAUUAUGAAGAUGAUAUUUGUAAUUGCUUACCUGGAUUUUACACUUAGAACAGAAAUUGUUUUUUGUGCCCUUAUUAAAGUUUUACUGAUUAUUUUGCAAUAGCUAAAUAGGCCUCUGAUUGCUCAAUUUGCCCUUAUGGUCCUUAUUAUUUGACAGUUGCUGCAACAUCAGUUGAUAGUGCUACAUGCUCAAAAUGUCCUAACAAUUCAAUUAAUUUUGGUGAAUUACCAAUAGGUGUUUAAGAUGAAAGUGUUUGUCAGGAUUGUAUAGCAGGUUAUUAUAAGAUUAAAGAUGCUAUUUCUCCUUCAAAUGAUAAUGGUAAUAAAGGUAAGGCAGCAUAAUGCUAAAAAUGCCCUAACAAUACUUCAACUAUUAUUUCUGAUUCUGAUCCAAUGCCUUAACCUUUGUUACCUGGUACUGAUACUCUUAGUAGUACAUAUUGUGGUACCUGUGCUGAGGGAUUCUAUGCUACUUCUUAAGUUUCUCCUAAUUAAAAUGCUAAUUGUUAAAUUUGCCCUAAUAACACUAGUGCUAUUAAUGGUAUGGAUAUUUCAAUGAAGAGUAGAAUGCGUAUUCUAUAAAGAGGUUUUGUGUUUCCAUAACUAACUUAUACAUCAAAAGAUUGUAUUCUUUGUUUAACAGGAUUUUAUAAUGCUGAAACUGAUAGAAAAAAACCUGUUAAUUGCUAAAAAUGUCCAGGAAAUACUACAACUAAUCAAGUAUCUACAAAUGGUAUUUUUUCUUGUACUUGUAGUUUAAACUAAUAUAUAACUGCACUUCCGACUCCUACUUCUGCUGCUACUUGUGUUCCUUGCCCUACUGGCUCAGGAAAGCUUUAUAACUUGAAUGUAGUAGGAGAUGAAUCUACAUGCGAUGUUUGUUUAGAAGGAUAUUAUUUAAUCACACCAUAUUAAGAUCCAGUUGGAGAUAGUCCUGGUGUUGGAGCAUAAUGCUAAAUAUGCCCUAAAAACUCCUAUUCUACACCUGGAACUUCUAACUCUCCUUCAUCUUGCUCCUUGUGUAAACCAAAUUAUUAUAUGACAAAAGCUGCUGAUUCAACUAAUUCCGCAGAAUGUUAAUCUUGUCCAAAUAAUACUGGAACUUUAGCUCCAGUAAGUUAAGUUGGAGAUGCAACUUAAUGUACUGUAUGUGUAGCUGGUUAUUACAUGACUUAACCAUAUUAAGAUGGAGUAACAGCUUAAUGUUAGUAAUGUCCUGCUGGAUCAAACACAAAUCCAGGCAUAAACACAGUUUGUUAUUGUUAUGACUAAUAUGCAUCUUGGUCAGCUACUUAAAACUCUUGUUAAUGCAAUCCCGGUAGUGUUGGUUCACCAGCUACUUCCUUAAAUACUUAAGGAUGUACUCCAUGUCCUCCAGGAUAAUAUUUCUCUGCUGGGGUUUGUGUUGAUUGUCCUGCAGGUACUUAUUCAAGUUCUCCUGGUAGUACUUCUUGUACAAAGUGUACCUCUGGAUACUUUGCUACAGGAAAAGGAAAUACAUCUUGCUAAACUUGUCCUAAUUUAACAGUCUCUUUGGAUGAUUUUACAGGUUGCAAAUGUGUAGAUACAAGUGCUGUUUUUGUAAAUGGUAACUGUGUUUGCCCAGAUGGAUAUGAGGGUACUCCUUCUAGCUCAUCAGGUACUUAAGGGUGUAAUGCAUGUAUAGCAGGUUAGUUCUCUAAUUCUUCUACUUCUGGAAAAUGUACUGCCUGUCCUACUGGAAAAUACUCAUAAGGCACUGGUAAUACUAAUUGCAAAUAAUGUGAUAUAAAUACAUUUGCAUCUAAUACUGGAAGUUCUAGUUGCGAUUAAUGCGGAUCUGGAUCUACUAAUAAUGCUGAUUUUUCAGGUUGUUCAUGCAUAGAUUCUAAUGCCACCUAAACAGACAGCAAAAGUAGCUGCACAUGUAACUCAGGAUUUGUUGGCUCACCAAAGGCUUCAUAAAGCUCUUAAAGCGGAUGUACAGCUUGUGUAGCUGGUUAAGAAGUAAAUAUAGACACUGGGUUAUGCUCUCCUUGUGCUGCUGGGCGUUAUUCUAGUAAUUCAGCAAAUCAAAGUUGUACAUAAUGUUCAGCAGGACAAUAUGCAAGUGGAACAGGAAACAGCUCAUGCUCUAGCUGUCCUAGCGGUUUUUCAUCUUUAGAUGAUUUUUCUGGCUGUAAAUGCAAUGAUACGAAUGCUAUAUUUGCUAAUAAUAAAUGCAUCUGUAAAUAAGGAUAUGGAGGAACACCUAAUUCAGCUAAAAAUGGCUCAACUGGAUGUACAAUUUGCCCAUCUGGUUAAUAUUCUGAUAUUUCGACAUAAGGAUAAUGCAUAGCAUGUCCUGCUGGUACAUAUUCAUCAAAUACUGGUAAUUCUUCCUGUACCCAAUGUAGUGAAGGUUAAUAUGCAUCAGGGACUGGAAAUAGUUCUUGCUAAAGUUGUGGAUCUACUCUGACGAAUACUGAUGAUUUUUCAGGUUGUAAAUGUAUAGAUCUGAAUGCAAACAAACCAGUAAGUAAUCCUAGCUGCGUUUGUAAUUCAGGUUAUGUUGGUUCUCCAGCAACAUCAAAGAACUCUUAAUUAAGCUGUACUGCUUGUCCUGCUGGGUAAUUUGCAGACUCUGGAAAAUGUUCUCCAUGUGGAGUAGGAACAUUUUCAAGUGGAACUGCAAAUUCAGCAUGCACUAAAUGUUUAGCAGGAUAGUUUGCAAAUGGUACAGGAAAUACAAAAUGUCAAACUUGUGCUCCUGGUUCAACUAGUACAGACGAUUUUUCAGGUUGUAAGUGUUAUGACUAAAAUUCGGUAUCUUGGAAUGCAAGUAAUAACAUAUGCUAAUGCAAUACUAAUUACUAUGGAGAUGCAAGUAAAGCCACAGAAACACAAAAAUCUCAAUGUAAUCCUUGCCCAAACAGUUAAACAUCAAAAGCUGGCGAUGCUAAAACUGAAAAAGAUUGUUAAGUCCCUUAGAGUUAAUAAAACACCUAAUUUUCAUUCUCAUAAAUCCUCAAUGUAUCGAUACUUAUUUUUUUGAUUAUUUUAUGA
Tetrahymena thermophila SB210 is the source of this 3108-nucleotide messenger RNA. Its product is annotated as GCC2 and GCC3 family protein. NCBI's taxonomy places the organism in Eukaryota, Ciliophora, Oligohymenophorea, Hymenostomatida, Tetrahymenidae. Gene Ontology annotation, molecular function: protein binding. The record is from RefSeq and is a predicted model, not a curated record. The transcript has a single exon.